Gekko japonicus is the source of this 638-nucleotide messenger RNA. It is a transcript of the gene ARSG, whose product is annotated as arylsulfatase G. Gene Ontology annotation, molecular function: arylsulfatase activity. Lineage: Eukaryota; Metazoa; Chordata; Lepidosauria; Squamata; Gekkonidae. The transcript is spliced from 4 exons. The record is from RefSeq and is a predicted model, not a curated record. The annotation marks the transcript as partial.
AUGGCAGUUCAGCGAAGCAAACGACUUGGGAAGGGGGACACCGCGUCCCCACAAUAGCCUAUUGGGCGGGGAAGAUCCCGGCAAAUGUGACGAGUCAUAUGAUGUUGAGCACUUUAGAUGUAUUCCCUACUGUGGUGUCCCUUGCAAACGCAAGCCUCCCUCCUCACAGACGGUUUGACGGUAUGGAUAUAUCUGAGGUCCUCUUUGGAAAGUUGAACAAAGGACAUGAGACAUUAUUUCAUCCCAACAGUGGAGCAGCUGGAAAAUAUGGACACCUACAGGCUCUUCGGCUGAAUCAGUACAAGGCAUUUUAUGUCACAGGUGGGGCAAAGGCCUGUGAUGGCAGCAUCGGACAGGAGGAACACCACCAUCCACCUCUCAUUUUUAACUUACAGAAUCAUAUUCAGGAACAGAAACCCUUGGACAGCAAGUCUGCUGAAUACCAUGUAGUCUUGCCCAUAAUAAACCAGGCUCUGCUGGAUAUUCUUCAGGAUAUUGCGACAGACAACAUCUCCAUAGCAGAUUACUCUCAUGAUCCGGCAGCGAUACCCUGCUGCAACCCACAGCACUUGGUCUGUCGCUGUCAAUCAACUUACUGGAGGUCCGACCUCAAAACAUACAGAAAGCAGCUGGACUGA